CACACAGUGAGACGAAUGAAAUUGAUAACUGAAUAUUUUUUUGGUCAAAGAAAGAGAUUGAAAAAUUAAAAAAUUGCGAUUAAAGCCUUACAUAAGCGACGGAAUCAACUUUCUUUGUGAGCACGAACGGAUGCGAGGUGCAUUCCAUCGACGGGCGGUGAAAAAUUAUGUCGAGACAUGAAGGCGUUAGCUGUGACUCAUGUUUGAAGAGCAAUUUUCGUGGAAGACGAUACAAGUGUUUGAUCUGCUACGAUUACGAUUUGUGUGCGACCUGUUAUGAGGAAGGGGCAACGAGUACUCGUCAUUCGGCGGAUCAUCCCAUGCAAUGCAUCAUCACGCGUUCCGAUUUCGAGUUGUAUUACGGCGGCGAGAACAUCUCGGCAGAUCAACCACAGAGCUUUACGUGCCCGUAUUGCGGAAAAAUGGGAUGGACGGAGGCGACGUUGCUCGAACACGUAACUGCCGAGCAUCAAGAUACGGGACUCGAAGUUGUUUGUCCCAUUUGUGCGGCGCUUCCGGGCGGCGAUCCCAAUUUAGUGACAGACGACUUUGCGAGUCAUUUGACGUUGGAGCAUCGAACGGGAUCGCGAGACUUGAUUUCGUUUCUCGAUGAACCGUCAGCGAUUCGGCAUGGCGGAGUAAGGCGGAUUCCGCAUUCGGGGCGAACUUUGGGCGGUGCACGUUCGCGAAGGUCAAAUAUGCAUUUUAGUUCGUCGUCGGGAAGUGCGGGAGCUGGCGGAGGCGGCGGAUUGUCGACGUUGUCGCCAUCGGGAAGGGAAAGUGUGGAUCCUAUUGCGGAAUUGUUGCAACAAUUGUCGGGAGUGAGACGAGGCGCGCCACAGCCGUCGCAAUUGCAGCAACUUCAGAUGCAAAUUCAGCUGGAAAGACAACAAGUUUCCGCUGCUCGCCAACAAUUGGAACGUUUACCUCGUCGUCCCCAUCCAUCG
Molecule: messenger RNA, 947 nt
Organism: Culicoides brevitarsis
Lineage: Eukaryota; Metazoa; Arthropoda; Insecta; Diptera; Ceratopogonidae
Product: E3 ubiquitin-protein ligase Kcmf1-like
Exons: 3
Biological process (GO): synaptic signaling
Cellular component (GO): plasma membrane
Molecular function (GO): zinc ion binding
Source: RefSeq, a predicted model, not a curated record